Molecule: messenger RNA, 474 nt
Organism: Sphenostylis stenocarpa
Lineage: Eukaryota; Viridiplantae; Streptophyta; Magnoliopsida; Fabales; Fabaceae
Source: the annotation of a GenBank genome assembly
AUGAUGGGUUUUGCAAUUGAAGAAGAAACGAAAAGAAGCCCCCUGAAAAUGGCGAGGCUUGGUGAUGUGAAGAGUCCGAAAAAGCAGAAGCGACUGGUUCAUGGUGAGGGAAGGCAACCUGGUGUCGUGUGUGGACAAUGCGUGAAGGGGUUCCCUUGUCUUUAUUGUUUUGUUGUCCUUCACUCGUUAUUAGUGGAGUGUGGAAUUGGUGAGAGUCUUGGUUCGGUUGUUUCUGUCUUUAUCGUUCUAAAACUGUCCUUUCUCUCUCUAGAGGAUCUAGAAGUGUGGCGGCGUGUGGUUCGUGGUGGUUCCACCUGUUUGGCUAUCGUCAUGAAGAAGGAGCUUUCGUUGGUGGAAGAUGGUGUUGAAGGGAUGAUGUUCGACAUAGUUGAUGACCCAACACAGAGUAAUGAUGUUUCCUUAAGUAUGAUUGGAAGGUUUGCCACUAAUAAACGGUCAGGGCUCAGAUUCUGA